CUUCCGGUGUGAGCGCCCGGGCUGGGGGGGGCAAGAUGGCGGCGGCAGUAGGGGUCCGCGGCCGGUGCGAGCUGCCGCCGUGCUCCAGUCCAGGCUGGUUCCUCAGCCUUUCCGCCUUGCUAAGUGUGGCAGCUCGAGGGGCCUUCGCCACCACGCACUGGGUCGUCACGGAGGAUGGGAAGAUCCAGCAGCAGGUGGAUUCACCUAUGAACUUGAAACAUCCCCAUGACUUAGUCAUAUUAAUGAGACAAGAAACAACAGUUAACUACCUCAAAGAAUUGGAGAAGCAAUUAGUUGCUCAAAAAAUUCAUAUAGAAGAGAAUGAGGACAGAGAUACAGGACUGGAACAGAGACAUAAUAAAGAGGAUCCAGACUGCAUCAAAGCCAAGGUACCCUUAGGGGACCUAGAUCUGUAUGAUGGCACAUACAUAACUUUGGAGAGCAAAGAUAUCAGCCCUGAAGAUUAUAUAGACACAGAAUCUCCUGUCCCUCCAGACCCUGAGCAGCCUGAUUGUACUAAAAUUCUAGAACUUCCAUAUAGUAUACAUGCUUUUCAGCACUUGCGAGGUGUACAAGAGAGAGUUAAUCUUUCUGCACCUCUACUACCUAAAGAAGAUCCAAUCUUCACAUAUCUAUCUAAACGGUUAGGAAGGAGUAUAGAUGACAUAGGUCACCUCAUUCAUGAAGGCCUACAGAAGAACUCUUCCUCGUGGGUACUAUAUAACAUGGCUUCAUUUUACUGGAGAAUAAAGAAUGAGCCGUAUCAAGUAGUGGAAUGUGCCAUGCGAGCACUUCACUUCUCAUCCAGGCACAAUAAAGACAUUGCCCUGGUCAACUUGGCGAAUGUUCUGCACAGAGCACACUUCUCUGCUGAUGCUGCUGUCGUGGUCCACGCAGCUCUGGACGACAGUGACUUCUUCACUAGCUAUUACACUUUAGGAAAUAUAUAUGCAAUGCUUGGGGAGUAUAACCACUCAGUGCUCUGUUAUGACCAUGCUUUGCAGGCUAAACCUGGGUUCGAGCAAGCUAUAAAGAGGAAGCAUGCUGUCCUGUGUCAGCAAAAACUCGAGCAGAAAUUGGAAGCUCAACAUAGAUCCCUCCAGCGAACACUGAAUGAGUUGAAAGAAUAUCAAAAGCAACAUGACCACUACCUGAGACAGCAGGAGAUCCUAGAAAAACAUAAGCUGAUUCAGGAAGAGCAAAUCUUAAGAAAUAUCAUCCAUGAGACACAGAUGGCAAAAGAGGCACAAUUAGGAAAUCAUCAGAUAUGCCGUCUGGUCAACCAGCAGCAUAGUUUACAUUGCCAGUGGGACCAACCUGUGCGCUACCAUCGUGGUGAUAUCUUUGAAAAUGUGGACUAUGUUCAGUUUGGUGAGGAUUCAUCAACCUCCAGUAUGAUGUCUGUGAACUUUGAUGUUCAAGCAAAUCAGAGUGAUAUCAGUGAUUUGGUCAAGUCUUCUCCCGUAGCCCAUUCUGUUCUCUGGAUCUGGGGCAGGGACUCCGAUGCAUAUAGGGACAAACAGCAUAUUCUGUGGCCUAAAAGAGCAGAUUGUGCAGAAAGCUAUCCUAGAGUCCCUGUUGGCGGGGAAUUGCCAACGUAUUUUCUGCCUCCGGAAAACAAAGGACUCAGGAUCCACGAACUCAACAGUGAUGAUUAUUCUUCAGAAGAAGAGGCCCAAACCCCUGACUGUUCCAUAACUGACAUCAGAAAAAGCCAGACUCUGUCCUACUUAGUCAAAGAAUUAGAGGUCCGCAUGGAUCUGAAAGCCAAAAUGCCAGAUGACCAUGCACGAAAAAUUUUACUUUCCCGUAUUAAUAACUAUACUAUCCCAGAAGAAGAAAUUGGGUCUUUCUUAUUUCAUGCUAUUAACAAGCCAAAUGCUCCUGUCUGGCUGAUACUCAAUGAAGCUGGACUCUACUGGAGAGCAGUAGGAAAUAGCACCUUUGCUAUUGCUUGUCUUCAGAGGGCUUUGAAUUUGGCUCCCCUUCAAUACCAGGAUGUUCCUCUUGUGAACUUGGCCAACCUUUUGAUUCACUAUGGCCUUCAUCUUGAUGCCACUAAACUGCUGCUUCAAGCUUUGGCCAUCAAUAGCUCUGAGCCCCUGACCUUUUUGAGCCUGGGAAAUGCUUACCUUGCUCUGAAGAAUAUCAGUGGGGCACUUGAGGCCUUUAGACAGGCUUUGAAAUUAACUACCAAAUGCCCAGAGUGUGAAAACAGCCUGAAGUUGAUUCGCUGUAUGCAGUUUUAUCCUUUUCUGUACAACAUCACCUCUUCUGUUUGCAGUGGUAAUUGUCAUGCGAAAACCCUGGACAACAGCCAUGACAAACAGAAAUAUUUUGACAACUCACAGUCACUGGAUGCCGCUGAAGAAGAGCCCUCUGAGACAGGAACAGAGGAAGACCCUGUGCUCUCUGUUGAGAAUUCAGGGAGGGACUCAGAUGUCCUUAGACUUGAAAGUACAGUGGUUGAGGAAAGCAAUGGUUCUGAUGAGAUGGAGAAUUCAGAUGAAACAAAAAUGUCAGAAGAGAUAUUAGCUUUGGUGGAUGAAUUUCAACAGGCAUGGCCUCUGGAAGGCUUUGGGGGAGCACUAGAGAUGAAAGGACGGCGUCUGGACUUACAGGGGAUACGAGUACUGAAGAAAGGUCCCCAGGAUGGAGUGGCCAGAAGCUCUUGCUAUGGAGACUGCAGAAGUGAAGAUGAUGAAGCAACAGAGUGGAUCACAUUCCAAGUCAAACGUGUAAAGAAACCCAAAGGAGAUCAUAAGAAAACUCCUGGGAAAAAGGUAGAAUCGAAUCAGGCAGAAAAUGUACAUCGUAACCAAGCAAACCUGGAGAUCACUGGCCCAAAGGUGGCAUCUCCUGGGCCACAAGGAAAAAAGCGUGACUACCAGAGUCUGGGAUGGCCCAGCCCGGACGAGUGCCUCAAACUCCGCUGGGUAGAGCUGACGGCCAUCGUGAGUACCUGGCUUGCAGUUUCUUCAAAAAACAUUGACUACUAGAAGAGUCGUCCUCUCUAGGGUUGGUGGUUCAGAGGAUACCACAGUUGGACUCAGCCCACUGUACUGAAACCGUCGAUGUGCCCCCUUCUCAGUGCCUUCACCCAUACUUUCUAAGCUAUCUAGAAGUCACAGCUAGCUUACUUAGUUUGAAUUAAAGACUGGAUCUCUCUCAAUCAAAGCACAAAAUCUCCCUGACAUCGUGUGCUUACAAAGGGAGCCAGAGCAAAUCCAGAUUUACAAGCACCUACCGGGACACAAGCGAGCAAGGUUGCCUCUCUUAUAGCUGCUUUUUCCUCCCUGGAUGCUCAGUCUCUUUUCUUGGCCCCUUGUCUACCUUUUAAGCAUUGGAGUUCCCCAAGAUUUACCACUAAGCCUUCUUAUUUUACAAUCACUCCUAGUCAGACUGCUCUACUCCCACAACUUUUGAGUAUUUUUCAAAACCACCUGCUUUUCUUCAUCCCCGUUGAGGCCUCCUUAAACCAGAGCACCGUCAUCUCCACUUAGAUUCACUCAGUAGCCUCCUAGCUGGUCCUCUUGGUUUAUUCAUUCUUGCAUCUCUUCAGUCCAUUCUGUCCAUAGUACUCAGCAUUAUUCCUCAAAUAUAAGUCAAAUAAUUCUUAAAAUACUCUAAUAACUUACAAAUAUCGCUAUUUACAGUGGCCCACAGAGCCCUUCAUGAUUUGCUCCCUGCGUGUCUUUCCAUCUUCAGCUCUGCCCUCCCCCCUCCCUCCCUCCCUUCACAUGUGGUAUCUCCUUUGCCUGUGCUGGUGUUCUCAGCACCUUCUCCCUUCCUGGUUAAUUCAUACUCCUCCUUCUGGUCUCCACUUAAAUCUCUCUUCCGCAGGAAGUCCUUCAUUACCACCUCCUUCCUCCAUCAGCAUGGAGGAAAUAUAUACCCUCCUGUAGUAAACUGACAUUGCACUGUGUUUUCAUCUUUUACAAUUUAUCACAUCUGUAAUAACUGACUAUCACAAGACUCUGAGCAUCAUAACUGUGGGAACUGGGUAUGUUUUGUUAAUUAUUAUAACCCUGAUAUCUGACAUGUAAUAGGCUCUGAAUAAAUAAUGAAUGUUUGCAUAAUAUGUGUUAAACUUUUUAAGUAGCUAUAACAAAAUUUGGCAGUGCCAAUUUGCCACAUCAGUAUAUAUGAUAGGGUAUAACAUUUAGCCUGUCUAUAGCAGGAAAAUGACCCCUUUGGAACCAUGAAGGGGAGUACUUACAUCUUAUACAUAGAUACAGUGAAUAGCUGGAUCUGUAUAAGAUUUACUGUCUAAACUUUAGGUAACUUUUUCUGUGGGGACAAGUGUGCUUCUGUGCAUAGAGGGAAAGUAAAAGAUAGGAACCAGCUGAGGGUAUUUAUCACUAUCUGUACCCUGGAAAAAGAAAUCCUAGAAGAAAACCCACCUGGUUUAAAACCUCCCCAGUGAGAAAAAGUGGCCAAGCAGCAGUAAGGAAAUCAGACAUCACGGUGCAUAGAAAGGAGGCAGCUUGAGGAGACCGAGAAAAUACUGAGUUCAAGACUCAGAUCCCAACACUGCUGCUUUGACCCGGGGUACGAUCUCUAUUCAUACAUUCAGCAGAUGGUCAUUACCAGGCACUGGAGUCCUUGUACCUGUAAAAUGAGAGAUCAGACUAAAUAACUUCUGAAGUCUCUUCCAUUGUGAGAUUCUGUGGUUCCAGACAAUUCUAAUAAUAUGUUGAAGUUAUGGUCAGCUGAUUAUUAAUACUCUUUCUCCCCACCCACUCAAUUUUUGCAUGGCUAAGGUGGUCCUCUCCAUU
Molecule: messenger RNA, 4778 nt
Organism: Balaenoptera musculus (blue whale)
Lineage: Eukaryota; Metazoa; Chordata; Mammalia; Artiodactyla; Balaenopteridae
Gene: TTC17
Product: tetratricopeptide repeat domain 17
Exons: 21
Coding region: 36-2999 (987 amino acids)
Biological process (GO): cilium organization; actin filament polymerization
Cellular component (GO): actin cytoskeleton; cytoplasm
Molecular function (GO): protein binding
Source: RefSeq, a predicted model, not a curated record